AUGGCGAUCAACAUAUCGGCUCAAUACGUCCAACUCUUUCAACCUGCGACUCUCGCACUCGUCAUCCUCUUCACUCUUACGGUCGGCAUUUACACGGUGAGAGCGGUACAAUGGCAUCGAAGAUACAAGUUUCCUCCCAGUCCACCAGGAAGACUGCCUGUUGUAGGCCAUUCCUGGGUUCUUCCUAAGGAAUUUCACGGCGACAAAGCCAAAGAAUGGGCCGAUCAAUUAGGAACGGAACUGAUGUAUCUUCGCCUUGGAGGAGUCAACUGGGUAUUCCUAAACUCGUCGCGAGUCGUGGAAGAUUUGAUGGAAAAGCGAUCGUCGAUCUACUCUAGUCGUCCAGUUUUCGCAAUGGUUGGAGAGAUCAUGUCUAGGAUGAAGCGACUGGUACUCCAACCUUACGGACCAGAAUGGCGAGAACUGCGCAAAGUCAUGCAUAUACUGCUUACUGGAAGGUCUGCCGACUCCUACCGAGUUUUGGAAGACAUGGAAUCUCGGCAAGCCAUGUACGAAAUGCUCCAAAGGCCAGAGGAGUGGUAUCUUCAUACCAUCCGAUUCGCAGCUUCUUUUACAAUUGGCAUGGUGUAUGGCGUUCGACAGGAUGGACACUCUGACCUAUUUCAGAAGGUUUCUGACGCUCAAGACGAGUUCUUGCGAAACAACGUUCCGGGCACGUGGCUCGUCGACGAUUAUCCCCAACUCCGUCGUCUACCGAAGUUCCUACAGUGGUGGCGACACUACGGGGAGAAGGUCUAUCAGGUCACCCGCGAUGCAUUUAAUGGGUACUAUGAUGCGAUGCAGGAUAACGUGGCGAAGGGAACCCAGGCCGAAUGCUUUGCGACCAAGUUCUAUCGAGAGAGCGAUGCCCAGGGCGGCCCAAAAUUCGACUUCGAUCAAAAGCUCUUCACCACAGGCGGCCUAAUCGAGGCUGGGAGCGAUACGACCAAAAAUCAACUCAACAUGUUGAUAGCAGCGUUAGCGAGUGAUUCGAAUACUUGGGUGGCAAAAGCCCGGCGAGAACUCGAUGCCGUUUGUGGAGCAAAUGCGGAAAGACUACCUACCUUUGAAGAUAUGCCGAACCUCCCUUACAUUCAGGCCAUCAUCAAGGAGACGAUGAGAUGGCGACCCAACGUGAAUCCUACUGGAUUCCCUCACGCUCUGAUUCGUGACGACGAAUAUGAAGGGUACCGUUUCCCUGCUGGAACCGUUGUGACGAUCAACAAUUGGGCCAUCUCCUUGAAUCCCAGAGAAUAUACUAACCCUACAAAAUUUGACCCUGACCGAUUUAUGAACGAUGAUCUGUGGAACCCCACGAAGGGCCAUUAUGGCUACGGCGCCGGGCGGAGGACGUGUGCUGGAGUAAAAGUGGCGCAAAACUCUAUGUUUAUCUUCUUCAGUCGAUUGAUUUAUUGCUUUGACGUGGAGGAAGACAAGGUGAGAAAACCUCCCUCCCUACCGCUUCAACUCUUGUUUCCCUUUUCUCCUCCACCACUCGAGCAUGGUCUAUUUGUCCGCGAUCCCCCUGAUUCGCUACCUGCUGCUAUCUCAAAGAUUGGCUAG
This is a messenger RNA of Exophiala aquamarina CBS 119918, 1563 nucleotides long. RefSeq lists its product as uncharacterized. Gene Ontology annotation, molecular function: oxidoreductase activity, acting on paired donors, with incorporation or reduction of molecular oxygen; heme binding; monooxygenase activity. The transcript is spliced from 3 exons. Lineage: Eukaryota; Fungi; Ascomycota; Eurotiomycetes; Chaetothyriales; Herpotrichiellaceae. The record is from RefSeq and is a predicted model, not a curated record. Bases 1 to 1563 code for a protein of 520 amino acids.